Messenger RNA from Diatraea saccharalis (sugarcane borer), 699 nucleotides. NCBI's taxonomy places the organism in Eukaryota, Metazoa, Arthropoda, Insecta, Lepidoptera, Crambidae. The record is from the annotation of a GenBank genome assembly.
AUGGCUUUUUAUUCUUGUAAUAGAUAUAGGCUGAUUGUUUUAGUGUUGGUCGGAUUAAUAAUUUGGCAAGUUUUUCAAUUAUUUCCUAAGAAACAAGUUCAGUUGUCUGAGGAUAUAGUACAACUAGAAGAUGACAUGUUUAACAAACAUAAAAAGGACAAGGUGAAAAUAAGAGUGUAUUAUGAAGCACUAUGUCCAGAUUCAAAGCACUUUUUCAUUAAACAUUUGGGUCCAGUAACUGAGAAAUUGUCAGACUUCUUGGAUAUUACUUUAGUACCUUAUGGAAAAGCUCAAACAGAAGCACGCAACGGAGAAUAUUAUUUUACAUGCCAACAUGGAAUGGAAGAGUGUUAUGCCAAUAAAAUUCAUGCAUGUGCAAUAGCAUCAGUUGUUAAUAUGACUACGGCUGUGAAGAUAACAACUUGUAUGAUCAUAGACAAUAUGGAUGCUGAUGGAGCAUUGGAAAGGUGUGCCAAAGAAUUGAAAAUUAAUCCUCAACCUAUCAGUGACUGUGCAGCAGACAGUCAUGGGUCUAAGUUGUUAAAAAAAUAUGGCGAUGACACACAUAUAAUUAACCCAAAUUUUAUUCCCACAAUAACAUUAAAUGGAUCCAAAGAUAAUCAAGCAGCCAUUUUAAAGAAUUUUCUUCUAGAAGUAUGUCAAUUGAUUGAUAUUCCCUUACCACCACCUUGUUUGUGA